CCCUAUAAUUCAACAAACGAUACCUGCCCGCCACCUGAAAGUCCAAGCCUCUCAUCGUAUCUGAGAGCCAUGGAGGUGAGAGAGAGAGAAAAAGGAAAUUUCGUCUACCCCGUCAUACCCGAGUCGUUGGGGGGCGAUCGAGGGACAAGGUCAUUCCGCAUGAAAAAAGUUGGUCAUGG
Acaulospora morrowiae is the source of this 179-nucleotide messenger RNA. NCBI's taxonomy places the organism in Eukaryota, Fungi, Glomeromycota, Glomeromycetes, Diversisporales, Acaulosporaceae. The record is from the annotation of a GenBank genome assembly.